Messenger RNA from Morchella sextelata, 1194 nucleotides. RefSeq lists its product as uncharacterized. Bases 1 to 1194 code for a protein of 397 amino acids. Lineage: Eukaryota; Fungi; Ascomycota; Pezizomycetes; Pezizales; Morchellaceae. The transcript has a single exon. The record is from RefSeq and is a predicted model, not a curated record.
AUGCGCUCCAGUCCAGUCCUUCUCCUCCUCGCCCUGGCCCUCCCCGCCCUCACUUCCCCCAUACCCCAAGAAGGCAACGAGCAAAUCGACCGCUUCAAUGUCUCCCCCACCCCCACACUCGACGCCGUCCCCUCCGCCACAGCCACCCCCUCCGCCGCUGGUGCCCCCGAGCCCGUCGACCCUGCGAUGCAAGCCCUCGCCAAGCCACCCCAGAUCGACGCUGACGACGGCAUGAAGUCCGGCAUGGGCGCCGCUAUGGCCGGCCUCGGUUCCGCCACUUCCGCACUCUCCGCCCUCCCAGUCGUCGGCGGUCUGGGUGGCAGCCUGGGCGGCCGUGAUGUCGCGGUAAAGAAGAGAUGGGCCCUGCUGGAAGGACUACCUGUUGUAGGCCCUCUCCUGGGCAGCGGCCUGGCGGGACGAGUCAAGAGGACGUUGUUCCCUACGCUCGCGAGCAUGCCGGACAUGGGCUCGAGCGGAGUGGUCAAUGUGGGGCAUAAGGCCAAGAGGGAGGCCAACCUUCUUUCCUCGCUGCCGCUGCUGGGCAGCUUGACGGGUGGGAAAGUGAAGCGUCAACUCGAUGGGCUCACCGGCGUAUUGGGAAUCCUGGGCAACCUGGGCGGUGGCCUCGGUGGUAGCAAAGCAAAGCGUGAUCCGGCAUUUGAGGCCCUGGGCGAGGUCCCGGGUGUGGCCACGACGUUACUCAAGGCCUUCGGCAAACAGAACAGAAGGCGUCAGCUCGAUGGUAUCCCCGUCCUCGGUCCUCUUCUAGGUGGUGGCCUUGGAAAUAUCUCCCCACGAGGCGAGGACCCCCUUGCUCAGAUCAAGAAGAUGGCCGCCGUCGUGGCCGAUAUCCGCGGUGUCACCUCGAAGCGUGAGGCCGAAGCCGAAGCCGAAGCUACUCCGGAGCAGGGUGAUUUCAGACAGGGCCUCCGAAAAGCGGCCGAUGCCAAGAUUGAAGGCGAGCUGAACAAGGUCGAGGACAAAUCCGAGAGGAAAAUCAAGAUCAAGAACACCAAGUUCCCCGGCGGCAAGGUCAAGUCUCCCAAGGAGGCGCUGGACAAGAGAGAGGCCGAGGCCCUUGGCCUGGACGCUCUGCCGGUAAAGGAUGCGGUUGAAGGCGCAACUGGCCUGAAGUCCACGAUGGAUCUGGUGAAGAACUUGUCUAGCCAAGUGGAGAACCGGAAUGGAAAAUAG